Molecule: messenger RNA, 1014 nt
Organism: Glycine soja
Lineage: Eukaryota; Viridiplantae; Streptophyta; Magnoliopsida; Fabales; Fabaceae
Product: PI-PLC X domain-containing protein At5g67130-like
Exons: 7
Coding region: 1-1014 (337 amino acids)
Biological process (GO): lipid metabolic process
Molecular function (GO): phosphoric diester hydrolase activity
Source: RefSeq, a predicted model, not a curated record
AUGAACUUAGAAUUGCAGAUCAAUGAUGAUACUCUUAGAAAUUUGACAUUGAUUGAAAUUGAACAACUAUUGCACAUAAACCAAAGAUCACUGAAAGACUAUCCUACAAUGCCAUUGUUAACUCGUUGGCAAAAUGGAGUACGAGGGUUGAUGCUAGACAUGUAUGACUUCCAGAAUGAUAUUUGGCUGUGUCACUCAUUUGGUGGCCAGUGCUACAACUACACAGCUUUUCAACCUGCCAUAAAUGUUCUCAAAGAGAUUCAAGUGUUUCUAGAUGCAAACCCAUCAGAGAUUGUUACCAUUUUCAUUGAGGAUUAUGUUACAUCGCCAAAAGGCCUAACAAAGGUGUUUGAUGCUUCUGGACUGAGAAAAUACUGGUUUCCAGUGUCUAGAAUGCCCAAAAAUGGUGGAAACUGGCCAACCGUUGAUGAUAUGGUCAAGAAGAAUCAACGUUUAGUAGUCUUCACUUCAAAAUCAUCUAAGGAAGCUUCUGAAGGGAUAGCUUAUGAGUGGCGAUAUUUAGUAGAAAACCAAUAUGGAAAUGGAGGCAUGAAGGCUGGUUCGUGCCCAAAUCGUGCGGAAUCACCAUCUAUGAACACAACAUCAAGAUCACUAGUUCUAGUGAAUUUCUUUAGAGAUCUUCCUGAUGUAACUAAAUCUUGCAAGGACAAUUCAGCUCCUUUGCUUAGCAUGGUCAAUACAUGCUAUGAAGCAGCUGGCAAACGUUGGCCUAAUUUCAUUGCUGUUGAUUUCUACAAGAGAAGCGAUGGAGGAGGAGCCCCAGAUGCAAUAGAUGUUGCUAAUGGUCAUCUAGUGUGCGGGUGUGAAAACAUGGCCUCCUGCAAGGCUAAUAUGACAUUUGGAGUGUGUCAGCUACCUGAGGCUGAAGCCACUCCUCCCCGUGCAGCAGCAGCAGCACGUGACACUAGCUUUGGUAUUCGAAAUUGCAAGCCAGUUUAUUUGCUGUGGUCUUUUGCCACCACUGUUUUUGGGGGCAUGCUCGUGUCAUUGUGA